This is a messenger RNA of Chondrus crispus (carragheen), 1926 nucleotides long. RefSeq lists its product as hypothetical. The transcript has a single exon. The coding region runs from base 1 to 1926 and encodes 641 amino acids. Gene Ontology annotation, molecular function: protein binding. The record is from RefSeq and is a predicted model, not a curated record. Gene Ontology annotation, biological process: regulation of DNA double-strand break processing. Gene Ontology annotation, cellular component: nucleus; site of double-strand break. Lineage: Eukaryota; Rhodophyta; Florideophyceae; Gigartinales; Gigartinaceae.
AUGGCAGUCGGUAGGCAGUUGGAGGAAAACAACGGGGAUGAGAUCGAUAGAAUUUCAUCUGAAAAGGUGAUAUCUUUUGUGGGUGAAGGCUCUUCUUCAGACAAGCUGGGAACUUUCACUGCAAAACUUGAUGUUCAGAAGGAACUGUCGUUGCAUGCAAAAACGGAAGAAGUCAUUCCAAUCAGAAGAAAAAUCUCGGACCGCAAGAUUCGCAGUGGACGGGUUAUUGAUCCAAAGAUCAUUGACGAUUCAAGUGAUGAGGAGUCAGAUUCUGAAGAUGGAUCAGAUAGCUCUGGUGAUGCACCAAUUGGACCCGCCCUACCUGGCGUUGCAGAGCCACAUGAACAGGAAGUGGCUCAGACCGAAAAUCUCCCCGUGCACAACGAGGCUAUUCUCGGUGAAAGUCAUAGCUCUUACGUAUCUACUACGUCUAUGGAUAGAGCUGGAAAUCGACUUGUAUCCGGCUCAAUAGACUCGACGGUAUUUUUCUACGACUUCAAUUCCAUGAACCGUGCAUUACGAUCAUUUAGAACUGUGAACCCCCUUGGAAACUCUCCAAUUCGCAACCUGCAAUACUCUGCAACGGGAGGCCUACUGUUGUGUUCUGGGGGAUCGACCUCAGCCAUUGUAAUGAACCGUGAUGGUGUGACUUUGUCGCAAACAGCGAAAGGCGAUAUGUACAUAGUAGAUAUGACACGAACCAAGGGACAUACUGGGGCCAUAUUAUCGGCGAAGUGGCGGCCGAACAGCAAGGUUGUCGCCAGUACAUCUGCAGAUGCAACUGUUCGGCUUUGGGAUGUCACAAGGACAGAGAGAAGUCCAAUGGUUGACAAUCCGGUCAUUUCUCAGGUUCGAGUCACGAAACUGCGAAACGCAAGAGGUGGAAAGGCUGUAGCCACUGCACUGGACUGGGAUGCCAAUGGAAAGUUUUGCAUACUAGGAUGUAAUGACGGAAGAAUCAAAAUCAUCAACCCAGAUAUCUACUCAUUGCAGCCUGAGGCAGAAUCUGAGGUUGUGAUUCAGCAGGGUGCAGAAAUCACUUCGGUCAGCAUAUCCCCAGAAACGAGUGCAGUGCCUUUAAUAUUGGUGAGAAGCACAGAUGACUGUUUACGAGUCUUUGACAGGAGAAUGUUGACCCGUCCAGUAAAAGCGUUCUACGACUUACCUAACGUUGUCUCCGAAACAAACGCCUGGUUCGCUGGGGAUACCGGGGAGCACUUUCUGACUGGGACAAGUGCAAAGAGGAAAGGGGGUGGACUUCGUGGAAGCGUGCGGAUGUUUGAAGCCAAGAAGAUGACGGAAGUUUGGAAGUCAGAAACCGAAGAGGAGACUGGAAGUGUUGUGCACGGUUUGUGGCACGACAAGCUGAACCAAAUCUUCUACGGGGCGGCAGACGGCAAAGUGAGAGUUCUUUAUCAUCCAUCUGAGAGCAAGAAGGGCGUUUUGAGUUGCCUAAUGAAGAGCGAUUUCCGCAAGAAGCACGGAGUGGUAAACCUCGGAGUGGGGGAAAUAUUCACACCAUCGACGUUACACGACCAGAAAUCAGCAAGGGGAAGCAAGGCAGCAAGGGAGGGACAAAAGAAUCGGCCCAUGACAGCCCGUGGUCGCCGAGAAGCGUCUGAAGCUAUGAAACCGAAGCCGUAUUCUGGUCUCCGGCCGACACCUGGUGAUAAAUCUACGAGUCUUGCCAAGCACAUUGCCUCUGGACAAGUCGAGCAAGACUGGGCACUUGAUCCACGCGAAGCGAUUUUACGUUACGCUGACGUUGCGAAGCAAGAUCCGAAGUUUACGGGAGCGUACCAAAAAACUCAACCUGAGACCAUGCUGGCUGAAAAAACGGCAGAGCAGGAAGAGGAGGAGUCACGACAAGCGAUCUACGAGAGAGACAGGUUAAGACGAGCGCGGAUGCAAGGUGAAAAGCAAUAG